This is a messenger RNA of Camellia sinensis, 611 nucleotides long. Lineage: Eukaryota; Viridiplantae; Streptophyta; Magnoliopsida; Ericales; Theaceae. The record is from RefSeq and is a predicted model, not a curated record.
UUCUCCUGCAAUCAUAAAGCAAAUUCCACUACAUAAUCAUACCUUUCCUCCCUUGUAAACCCCAUUGUUGUCUUUCUUUGUCUCCAAGUUUUGCAUCCUCAACUCAAACAUCUCCUUCUUCGCUAAGAAAACCGCUUCCAUAUAUCCCCUCUUCAAAUUUCCACACAACAUUACAAGAGGCAGAGAAGAGGAAGAAAAAGAAGAUGAGUGCUGAUUGGGGACCGGUGGUUGUGGCAGUUGUAUUGUUCAUUCUAUUAUCACCGGGGCUUCUGUUCCAACUACCAGCGAGGACGAGGGUGGUAGAGUUUGGGAACAUGUACACAAGUGGGAUUUCAAUCCUGAUUCAUGCUGUACUCUAUGCUUGUAUCUACACCAUCUUGAUCGUUGCAAUUGGCAUUCACAUACGGGCUUGAUUGAUCUACCACACUACAUAGUUUGCUCCCAUAACUGGGAUUGCCCUUUAAAUUUGCCAUUUUUUUUUUUUUUGGUUCUGGGAAACCCCUUCGAAUGGGCUUUGUUGUUAGAGAAUGUAUUAUGGUUAGUCUAAUGUUUUGGUUUAUAUGAAUGAAGGAAACAUGGUACUGAACUUUGUGAAUUGCUUUUGAUGAUAA